Molecule: messenger RNA, 2171 nt
Organism: Periophthalmus magnuspinnatus
Lineage: Eukaryota; Metazoa; Chordata; Actinopteri; Gobiiformes; Gobiidae
Product: ADP-ribosylation factor-binding protein GGA1-like
Exons: 17
Coding region: 13-1914 (633 amino acids)
Biological process (GO): intracellular protein transport; vesicle-mediated transport
Cellular component (GO): trans-Golgi network
Molecular function (GO): ubiquitin binding; phosphatidylinositol binding; small GTPase binding
Source: RefSeq, a predicted model, not a curated record
UAUUCGGCCAAGAUGGCGGCGCCGCCUCUAGAUGAGGCUAGCCUGCAGUCUCGCAUCAACGCAGCUACUAGCCCUCAAAAUAAAGAGACAGACUGGAACUGUAUCAAAGAAUUUUAUGAGCAGCUCAACAAUGAACCUGAAGGACCCCAGCUUGCAACAAGACUUCUGGCUCACAAAAUCCAAUCUCCUCAGGAAUGGGAGGCUAUGCAAGCACUUACAGUGCUCGAGACCUGCAUGAAGAACUGUGGGAAGAAAUUUCACUCUGAAGUAGGCAAGUUCAGAUUCCUCAAUGAGCUCAUCAAGGUGGUAUCACCUAAGUAUUUAGGUUCCCGGGCACCAGAACCAGUGAAGAAGAAGGUUAUAGAAAUCAUGUAUAGCUGGACAUUAACACUCCCAGAUGAGGCCAAAAUUUCAGAAGCUUAUCACAUGCUGAAAAAGCAGGGUAUUGUCAAGCAGGAUCCAGCACUUCCUGAUGACAAGCCCCUCCCCCCACCUCCACCUAGAGCCAAAAGUGCUGUCUUUGAUGAUGAAGAAAAGUCAAAGGCACUGUCUCGGUUAUUGAAGAGCACACACCCUGAUGAUUUAAGAGCAGCAAACAAACUCAUUAAGGAAAUGGUCCAAGAGGAUCAGAAGCGCGUGGAAAAGGUAUCAAAGCGAGUUAAUGCCAUCCAGGAGGUGAAUGAGAGUGUGAGCCUGCUGAGCCAGCUGCUGGAAGGCUACAGCAAAGAAAGCAGUUCUCAGAGCAACCAGGAACUCAUUAAGGAUCUUUACCAGCGCUGUGAGAAAAUGAGGCCGACACUCUUCCGGUUAGCCAGUGACACUGAAGAUAAUGAUGAUGCUCUAGGUGACAUAUUGGAGGCAAAUGACAGGUUGACUCAAGUUAUAAACAUGUACAGACAGCUGAUAAAAGGUGAAGUGAUUAACAAAGAUGACAUAACGCAAUCAGAAGAAGUCAACAGCAACUCAGCACUUUUAGACCUGGCAGGUAUCAGUCCAUUGACUGACUCGACACCGUCCAACACGGACCCCUCCUGCCUCGAGACCCUGACCCAGAAUGUGGGCAUCAGCCUUUUGGAUGAUGAACUCAUGUCACUGGGACUGAAUGUAACCGAGAACUCCCACACAACUUCUCAGUGUCACAAUAGUCCAGAAAAGUCCACUCCUAUCCCAGGUGCAGCGCUGAUCCCACCUGCUGUCCAGAAAGUACAAGCCUCACCAAUAGAGGGCGGUAGUGCACCAGCCAAUGCUUUGGAUGACUUGGACAUACUGGGGAAGACUCUGUUACAGCAGUCCUUACCGCCGGAGAGUCAGCAGGUCAAAUGGGAUAAACUUCAGACCCACAGUAAGGUUUCAUUGAGAGACUUGCAGAGUAUGGCAAAUUCCACACUUGAUCCUGCCUCCUCUACACCUGCACUUUUGAACCAGCCCAUCACUACUUCAGCACCAGUGUCCAUGCCUGCUAUUGACCCUCAAAGUAUUUCCUUAUCUGACCUUACAGUCCCUCUGGAAACAAUCAGACCAAGCACCUUAUUACCUGUUACUGUAAUGGACAAACACAGUCUUCGAGUGCUGUUUACAUUUGCCCGUGAUUGUCCGCCCUCUCGCCCAGAUGUGCUUGUUGUAAUCAUCUCCAUGUUAUCAUCAGCCCCUGUUCCUAUCACCAAUAUCCGCUUCCAGGCAGCUGUACCCAAGAUUAUGAAGGUUAAACUACAGCCGCCAACUGCAACUGAACUUCCAGCCUUCAACCCCAUUCUCCCUCCAGCCGCCAUUACACAGAUUCUGCUGUUGGCAAAUCCUCAAAAGGAGAAAGUGAGACUGCGGUACAAACUCACAUUUAACUUAAAUGACAACUUUUAUGACGUAUCUGGUGACGUCGACCAGUUCCCUCCUCCAAAUACGUGGGGCAACCUCUGAGAGAAAGAGGCCACAAGAAACUUUAUGAAGAGAUCAUUUAUUACAUUUUUUUAAAAGACCACUUGAGCAAUCCACUACUGGUCUUGUGCUUACUUUGUGCCUUCCUUCACUGACUCUCUUUCCAGCUAACAGUAAUGUGAAUCAAGGAGACUUGGUGAAAUCAAUGGUCUUUGUUUUAUGUCGAUGAAGAAAAACAAUUUUCCAUUUUAUGUGAAUUUAACCGCUGUCUUUUAAAAAAUACCCAAAUUGUAGUUCAU